Molecule: messenger RNA, 817 nt
Organism: Hibiscus syriacus
Lineage: Eukaryota; Viridiplantae; Streptophyta; Magnoliopsida; Malvales; Malvaceae
Product: protein RTE1-HOMOLOG-like
Exons: 3
Coding region: 122-817 (231 amino acids)
Biological process (GO): response to ethylene; regulation of ethylene-activated signaling pathway
Cellular component (GO): Golgi apparatus; endoplasmic reticulum
Source: RefSeq, a predicted model, not a curated record
UCCACUACCCCAAACAUAAAACAAAUUUGAAAAGAUAACCCGGCCCCCCUUUCAACCCAUCGCUGGGGCACUCUCCGUUGGAUCUUCGUUUGUUUUCUUUGACGACAAAGAUCAGUUGGCAAUGCAAGAACAAGUAGAUUCGCAUCAUCGGUUAAUGGUGGAAAAUGGUUUCCCGUGCCCACAUAGUAUGGAUAUUGAUCCAGGAAGGGAACGGUUUCCAUGCUGCAUUGUUUGGACACCUCUGCCCAUUCUUUCGUGGCUGGUUCCUUUCAUUGGCCACGUUGGGAUUUGCAGAGAAGAUGGAACUAUUCUAGAUUUUGCAGUGUCUAAUUUUGUCUUCGUUGACCAUUUCACUUUCGGACCAGUGGCUCGCUAUUUGCAAAUUAACAAAGAUAAGGAAUGCGGCAUUUCUCCCCAUUCAUCUGCAUUUAAAGGGGAUCAAGAAAACCAGCAUGAUGAUCCUAGAAGGGAGACAUUAACAUGGGACGAUGCUCUUCGAAAAAGCACGAUGGAGUUCCAACAUCGGGCAUACAGCCUUUUCACUUGCAAUUGCCAUUCCUUUGUAGCAAACAACUUGAACAGGUUAGGCUUUCAUUCUGGUGGGUGGAAUGUAGUGAGCGUUGCUCUUCUCGUCUUACUCAAGGGACAUUGGGUGAACAGAAUAGGAUUUUUGCUAUCUUUCUUGCCAUUUGUUAUUGUAUCAGGUCUCGGACUUGUGUUCGGUGGAACGACAUAUCUGUUUUUCUUGGCCCUCUUUGCAUCCCUUCUUGUUGGUUGGUUCCUUCUUGGUACUUACUGUCUCCAGAAUUUGAUCUAG